Oncorhynchus tshawytscha (Chinook salmon) is the source of this 4159-nucleotide messenger RNA. Its product is annotated as tumor necrosis factor receptor superfamily member 5. The record is from RefSeq and is a predicted model, not a curated record. Bases 2690 to 3739 code for a protein of 349 amino acids. The transcript has 11 exons. NCBI's taxonomy places the organism in Eukaryota, Metazoa, Chordata, Actinopteri, Salmoniformes, Salmonidae. Gene Ontology annotation, molecular function: protein binding.
UCGUAACUGAACUAAGACAGGGAAUUUUUACUAGGAUUAAAUGUCAGGAUUUGUGAAAAACUGAGUUUAAAUGUAUUUGGCUAAGGUGUAUGUAAACUUCUGACUUCAACUGUAUGUAUUGGGUAUGCCAUUCCUUGGGCUAGAAGUUUCUCCUGACCACAUGACCUAGGUCCUAGACCAGAGGUAUUCAACUAUUACCCUACGAGGUCCGGAGCCUGCUGGUUUUCUGUUCUACCUGAUUUACUAAUUGCACCCACCUGGUGUCCCAGGUCUAAAUCCGUCCCUGAUUAGAGGGGAACAAUGAAAAAAUGCGGUAGAGCUGGCUUUGAGGUCCAGAGUUGAGUUACAGGGUCCUAUGCUGUAAGGCUUGAACUAGGGGUUUUUUCUGCUCAGGUCAUAUGGCCAGUAAAACUCCUGCCCCCAGCAUUCCUGCUCUUUGGCCAGAACUGGAGAUUAAAAUGGAGAAUAGAAGGCAGUGGAGAAAUAGUGAGAAUAUGUUUUUCUUUGUAUGUUUUACUACACGCACAGAGAGACUGAGUCUCUGCAGUAUGUAUGCAUGAGUCAGCGUGUUUGUUUAGGAGAGUGUUCUAAUGUCCUUGGUUUUUAAAAAGAGUUUUACUGGUUCACUUACAACAUGAAGAAUACAAUAGUCCUAAAAUGCACACUGUCUUCCAGUGUCUGUCUGACAAUAGACCAAUUCAUAUCCUCUUCACAACUGAACUGAAGGCUAACGGUAUAACUGAAUCAUUGAAAACUAGAGUGGUAGGGACCAUACAGUGAUGUGUUCUGCUGACUGGAUUCCCAUCUCUGCAAAUGUCUGUAAAUCGACUUGAAAUACUGUAUAUAUGUAAAUCAAUGAUGUACAAUAAUCGCUCUAAUAUUCCUUCAAUAAUCCACUUUCUUCAUGAGUGUAUGUGAUUACAAAGUAAAUUUGUUUUAGAAAUGGCACCAAAGUGUAAAAAAUAAUAAAUAAAAAUAACUACUCACAUGCAAAUGCUUUAACAUAAUGAUGGUAUGAUUGCUAUGAUAUUGUAUGCAUUAAAGGAAAACGCUAUGUUGGAUAUAUUGUAUGUUUAAACACUGGCAAUGCAAGGAGGUCCAUAGUCAAAAAUACUUAGUGUCAGGUUCCCGGAUUUGGCACAUAGCUGAACUUUUAAUGUAGAUUGAGAUAUUUGAUUGGUCUUUAAUGUUUCUCGUAGACCAGGAGCCAAGGCUCUUGCUCUGUGAGGACCAGUGUAUUCUCUGGUCCAUAUAUUUUACCAUCAACUAAUUCCAUCUGGCCUGAGUAAGCUAGCAUGCAGGUGAAUAUACUGAGUUGUCAAUGAGAAGACUGUUAGGAAUCACCAGGGCCUCAUUUACUAAGCAUCUGCACCAGUGCCAUGUUUACACCUGCUCUUUUCAAAAGGGAACGAGUCAUUGAACAAAAGGUCAAGGGAGAAGUAAAGUCCAUUUUCUGUUUCUAUCUCAUCUUAUAAUUCCCUCCGAAAAGAGCAAGUGUAAACAUUGCGCUGCUUGGUAAAUCAGGCCCUGGUUUUUGUUUUGGUGAGGUGUGAGUUAUUUGAAACUGGACUGGCCCCUUGAACAUGUGUGCUUCAACGCAGAGCUCUGUGUACUGACAGAGAGUUCAACGCAGAGCUCUGUGUACUGACGAGAGUUCAACGCAGAGCUCUGUGUACUGACAGAGAGUUCAACGCAGAGCUCUGUGUACUGACAGAGAGUUCAACGCAGAGCUCUGUGUACUGACAGAGAGUUCAACGCAGAGCUCUGUGUACUGACAGAGAGUUCAACGCAGAGCUCUGUACUGACAGAGAGUUCAACGCAGAGCUCUGUGUACUGACAGAGAGUUCAACGCAGAGCUCUGUGUACUGACAGAGAGUUCAACGCAGAGCUCUGUGUACUGACAGAGAGUUCAAUGCAGAGCUCUGUGUACUGACCGAGAGUUCAACGCAGAGCUCUGUGUACUGACAGAGAGUUCAACGCAGAGCUCUGUGUACUGACAGAGAGUUCAACGCAGAGCUCUGUGUACUGACAGAAAGUUCAAUGCAGAGCUCUGUGUACUGACAGAAAGUUCAACGCAGAGCUCUGUGUACUGACAGAAAGUUCAAUGCAGAGCUCUGUGUACUGACAGAAAGUUCAACGCAGAGCUCUGUGUACUGACAGAAAGUUCAACGCAGAGCUCUGUGUACAGAGAGAUGGAAUGAAUGAAUAAAGAGAUGGAAUGAAGAAUAAAAGAUACAGCUGAGCAAUAUAAUUGUGUGUUUUUUUGUUGUUGUGGAUUUGGUGAGUUUAUGCUGGAAGCCCACUUGCAUUGGCUGCUAUGUGUGUCUGUACUUCCUGAACUCCACCUACCUGAUAAGCUAACUUUACGAGGACAGCGAGAUCAACUGUUUGUGACAAACUGUCUUUCACAUCUUAAAGUAUGUGGCGAAAAUGAUGAGACUUUGGUUCAGAACCAUUAGUCACCCUGCUGACAUGCCUGUCUGUCUCUAGCUUAUAAAUACAUCACUGUCAGUACACAGUGGGCGGGAGAGACAGGAAGAGAGGAAGAUGUCACAGGUGAAGGAAAUAAUGACGCAAAGGAUGGGUAGAGAAGAGCGAGACACACCUUAAAGAAUAAUAGUUGGGGGGAGAGUCAAAGUUAUAGACAACAAAUACUUGGCAUUUGGUGUGGUGUCUACAGUGGAAAAGAAUGGUGAUGGAACAGUUAUUUGUGGCUGUGCUAAUGAUGUCUGCACACCUAGCAGUCUCAUAUCCUCUGACUACAGGGAGAAAUUACAUGGAUGGAGGGAGACAAUGCAGACUGUGUCCACCAGGUCAUUAUCAGAAGUCCUGUUCAGAGUGCUCUCCCUGUCGAGAUGGUUCCUACACAACACGAUUGAAUGCUGAGUCCAGUUGUCAUUCCUGCUUUAAAGACUGCAAACAUGAUUUGCACCUGGUGGAGGAUGAGCCGUGUACUCCUGUAUCGGACGCUAGAUGUCGCUGUGAGGCUGGUUUUACCUGCACCGACAAAGACGACCAGACAGGAAACUGUAGAGACUGUGAGAAGAUCCCUCAGCUGCCCCCACCUCCCCUGCCACCUAGCAAUGUAGUGGGCAUCAGAAACAACCAGACAGGAACUUCCUCUGAACACAGCAGGACUUCCUCUUCCGCUGGACGCUGUCAACCUCCCAACUGUGACACUCCACGAUCACCAGUCUCACAAACAGGCAACGCCACUCAUCACACCACAGCUGACACCAGCAAACACUUGGCAGCCAUUUUGUGUCCUAUGGUGGUCAUUGGAAUCCUAGCCAUUAUCAUUCUGUUAUGUAUCCGUCGCCCAGGAAAUGAAGCCUGUUUCAAACAAGCUCUCAAGUUCUGUAACAAGGGAGUAAGAGAAACAUCGCCUAACAAGACCAAAGAGCCACCUCAUCAACACUGUUCCAGAGAGACACAGCCCAGUAUUAAGCACCAGACAGUGGAUCCACCACCUAUUACAGCAGCAAAUAUGGGCCCGGUCCAUGUCCACAAUGCUGGAACAGUCAUCUUCAGUUUACUCAACCAGUUCACUGGUAUGGGUGGAGGGAUGGAAGAGAGAGGGCAGAAAGAGAGGGAUGAGGAAGGAUGUCCGACCCACCCCACACCCUCCCCUAACAUCCAUCUAUCCCAGGAGGAAAGGGAUGGGGAGAUGGACUGUGUAUUCUUCCCUUCACAGGAACAAGGGAAGGACAGUCACAUUUCCAAAGAGGAGGUGCAUUGAGGGGAGGGGGAUUGAGGACAGAGGACGCACCAAGUGAAAGCUUCCCUUCUAGGAUCAGUUUAGCCAACCCUACAUCCUAAUGUUAAUCAUAAGGAGGAUUAAGACUUACCUUGGAUCAGUGGUAAGGGACAACAUCUACCUGGGGCUCUAUUCAGUCUGUAUCACUACAAAUUGCGUGAUAGGAACAGAGGUCAUUUCUGAAUGAGCCAACAUAUGCAGUGUUUAAUGUGAAAGCAGUCUCUUCUGACACAGGAACAUUGUCUUUACAUUUCUAUCAGGCUGUAAAGCUGCACUUCCACAAUACAGAUUGAAUAGAGCCCUUUUAUUUAACUAGACAGGUCAGUUAAGAACAAGUUCUUAUUUUCAAUGACUGCCUAGGAACAGUGGGUUAACUGCCUUGUUCAGGGCAGAACAACAGAC